Messenger RNA from Ipomoea nil (Japanese morning glory), 1908 nucleotides. Its product is annotated as cyclin-D-binding Myb-like transcription factor 1. The coding region runs from base 339 to 1664 and encodes 441 amino acids. NCBI's taxonomy places the organism in Eukaryota, Viridiplantae, Streptophyta, Magnoliopsida, Solanales, Convolvulaceae. The record is from RefSeq and is a predicted model, not a curated record. The transcript has 3 exons.
UCUAAAUGCCCAAAUCCCUAAACCUAAAAAUCGUCCCAAAAUCCGUUUGCAAAAUUUCAAAUGGAAAUCAUGAAGUACUAUGGAUUGUAGUGCCAUCGCCCAUCGUAGAUUCGUAGCACAGCGUUCCCUGCCGGCGGCGCUCUCUCUAUUUCCGUCUGAAACAAGGUCGAAGUGGCGAUUCAGUCGCGGGAUUAAUUUCAUGCACUUACCGUUUCACGCUUGAAGAAGACCACAAGUUGUAUAUAAUUGUAUUCGUUUUGUUUUCCAGCAAUUAUAAAGUUUGCAGAUACAAUUGAUGCACAAUAUUUGGUAGGAAUGCUUUACUUGUUAUUGUAGGCAUGGCCGUAGAAGAUGAGUUAGUGGGUAUGCUCAGGCAAUCUGAGAAGAAGUCUAGAAAGUUGAAGAACAUUAAAGAGAAGAAUACAAAGAAUAAGAACGCUGAGGGCCAUGAAAGCGAUAAUGCACGUCCAACUAUGACUAAGAUGCUAGAAAAUGCUAUCGAGAAGGAAAAGAUGGUUGCAAAACUCUCUGAUGAGUGCAAUGAAGAUAGUAUUGAGAUGGCCAGAAUGAAGAAGAGAAAGAGGAAGAAAGAAAAGAAGAAUAAUGAUGUUGGUGCUGGAUCAUUAGAUAUUGAGACAGAAAGUCAUGGAGGUACUGAAGGUGUUGCUUAUCCAAGUGUAAAGAAAACAAUUGAUGAUGGGACAGGAAAUGAGAAUAUUAGCAGUAAAAUGCACUCCGCUGAUGAAUUGGGGGGUUUUCGUGUUUCUAAUGUUCUUGAAAAAGGGAAUGAAGAAAUUAAGGAAGUGGAAUUAAUUCGAGGUAAGUUUUUCUCUAAAGAAGAAGAUGAGAUCAUCAAAGAAGCUGUUCAUAGAUACAUAGAGGCACAUGAUUUGGGUGAUGAAGGUUUGAAUAUGGUUCUAAAUUCUAAAUCCGUCCCAAAUGUGAGAGGCUGUUGGAAGGAAAUAGCGGCUGCCCUUCCUGAAAGGCCUUAUCUUUCAGUAUACUUUCGUGGCCAAAAGCUGUUUCGAAAAAGUGAUAUCCCUUGGACUAAGGAAGACUACGAAUUUGUACUGAAGUAUCAAGAAAAACAUGGGAAUCGGUGGUCAGAUAUGGCUGAGGAACUUGGCAAAUUCAGAGUUCAUAUCCUUAAUGCAUGGCUCAGAAUUAAGUUGCCCAAUAGGAAGAAGGGACGGUGGUCUCAAGAUGAGUACCAAACUUUAUUUGAUUUAGUGAAUACUGAUCUGCAAUUGAAGAUUUCUGAAGAGAAGAAAUCCAAGCAUGGUAUGUUGCGAGACAAUAUUUGUUGGAUGGCAAUUAGUGAAAAAUUGGGCACACGAAAUAAUACAUCAUGUUGUAUGAAAUGGUACUACCAGUUAACGUCACCUAUGGUGGGUGAAGGUAAAUGGACCGAUGCUGAUGAUUAUCGCCUAAUAGGUGCACUAUAUGACUUGGAUGCAAGCAGCAUAGAAAAUGUAGAUUGGGACAAUCUUCUUGACCACAGGCUUGGCGAAGUAUCUCUGCAGCGUUGGAAGCAAAUGGUUCGUCACAUAGGAAACCAUGAAAACAAAUCAUUUGCUGAACAAGUUGAAAUUCUGGCACAAAGAUACUGCCCAUACUUACUUGAAGCAAGGGAGGCAUGGGAUAGUAAGCCUUUUGUGCCGUGAAUCCGUGGAUGAUCUGUCGUCUUUUCACUGCAAAAAGUCUUCAAGGUAAGAUACAUGUAUGUCUGUGUGUGUGUAAAAUCCAACGAAUCUAAAGCAAAUUGCACUUUGUAGUAUGGCAAAUUGCACUUUAAAAUUAGAGAUAAUUAUCAGAAUACUACUGCAUUUUUUUCAAUUUUCCCUUACAGCUGUUAUAUCUGUCAUGAAAGAUGACUAUGAUUGGUUCUUAGUUUUCUCUUGAAAAUAA